UGUUACCUUGGUCACUUUGAGACAACCUCACACUGGCUGGACCCACAGAUCCUACUGGGAGCUGCUGACAAGUUCUAGGAAGAACGGGCUCGUGGUUGAUGACUUCUCUCUGUUUUCUGGGCUAGAAACAAGUUGAGGGAGGGCAAGAAGACGGAGCAUCGUCAGUCCAUCCAGUAUCAGAACCAGAACCAGAGGAAGUUUCCAAACUUUUGGAAAAUUUUCAAAGCAGCAGCUCAGCCAUGAAGGUUUUCAACUUGCUGUACUUGUUGGUGCUGCUCACAGCGUUGGUAGCUCCCAUGAUUUCAGUCAGACCAGACUUCCUGAACCUGAAGAGAAAAUACCACAGACACCACUGUCCACACAGGCGCUGCAUGCCUCUCCACUCCAGAGUCCCGUUCCCCUGAGGCAGAGGAAACUCUUCAGAGGAGUGAGGAUGGAUGUGAUCCUGGGCGGCGUGGAUGGAUCAGUCAGGACAGACGGACGCAGGAGUUGGAGGAGAGAAAUCCUUGAAACGCCACUCAGAGACGACCACGACGCCACGCCAAAGGGAGAACUUCAAAGUCAGCCUCUCCUCGAGACUUAAGAUGAAAAACUGUUCAUUCAGGACAGAGUUUAAACCAUAAAAGCUGACAGCGGCGCAGCGUGGCGUUCACAGAUGUGACUUCAGAGACUUGGAGCUCCAUCCUGGAGUCACAUUUCAUAACCAGGAGAGAGAAGAUUUAUCAUGAAGAAUGUUCAGCGUUUAGCAGAAACACUGCAGACCAAAGAGACUGAACAAUCUGUUUAUAAUGUAUGUAUCUAUGAAUGAACUUCCGCUGCUGACUGAGAAACUUUUUCACCUUUUUAAUAAAAAAAGUGCAGUUGUAUUAUUUUUACUUCUCCCAUUCUUCCUUCAAAAGAAAAAAAUAUCAGAAACUCAGUCAAGUUAGAUGGUGAACAUCUGGGACGAUAAAUUUUCUAAGUAUCUCCGCAAGUUCUCAAUUGGAAUCAAGUUUGAACUUUGACUAGGCCAUUUCAGGACAGUCAUAAGGUCCAUAAGUGAAAUAAUGGACCUUAUGACUGUCCGUACAGACGGCUCCAUUGCAUUUCUGGCUGUGAGUUUAUGUCUGUGACAGAGGCGAACUUCUGUCACUGCUGAAGAUGAGCGACCCCACAACAGUGCAUGAUUCAUAGUUGACCUAUGGACAUAUUGUCCCACCUGAGAUCUGUUAAAAUGUGGCUGAAUCAGUUGGAUUAAUCGCCAUGAAUCAAUUUUUGAAAUAAUUGUUUACUGGAGGAAACAGUUGCUGAAAGAAUAUAUUCAGAGCAGUAAUUAAGCCAAAAGUGUAAAAAAAACCAAACAUCCCCCUCCCUCAUAAUACACUUUACAUUUCAUAUAAAAAAAGAAAUAUGUAAAAGUAUUUUACCCAGAACUCCUUAAGUGGAAUAUUUUUAGCCUAACCAGAUUCAAAUUCUGUAAAAAAAACAAACAAAAAAAAAA
Molecule: messenger RNA, 1480 nt
Organism: Poecilia latipinna (sailfin molly)
Lineage: Eukaryota; Metazoa; Chordata; Actinopteri; Cyprinodontiformes; Poeciliidae
Gene: apela
Product: apelin receptor early endogenous ligand
Exons: 3
Coding region: 240-404 (54 amino acids)
Biological process (GO): heart development; apelin receptor signaling pathway
Molecular function (GO): apelin receptor binding
Source: RefSeq, a predicted model, not a curated record